This is a messenger RNA of Mus caroli (Ryukyu mouse), 1850 nucleotides long. NCBI's taxonomy places the organism in Eukaryota, Metazoa, Chordata, Mammalia, Rodentia, Muridae. The record is from RefSeq and is a predicted model, not a curated record.
UCAUUUCUGACCACAUAGGACCGUUCACCCUGGUCUGGCUGAGCAAAGCUCCUCAGAUUGUAUCACGAGUUUUAACUCUAGGGAAGAGUUAAGUCUUUAUAGGAAGGAAGGCAAAGACAAGAUCCAGCACAGCCCGGCCUGGAGUAUACCAAACACAGAUGUGGAGUGACCCCUAACUGCCUUGUCACAGCUGCCUGUGAGGGCCCCACAGCCUGCGUCCUGGGAGCCGCCGUGGAUGAUCGCCCGCAGGAUGUCCAGCCACGACCUGAGCAUCUCUGCAAAACUCAUCAAUGGAGGUAUAGCAGGUCUCGUGGGGGUGACCUGCGUGUUUCCCAUUGACCUUGCCAAGACCCGACUACAGAACCAGCAGGGGAAAGAUGUGUACAGAGGAAUGACAGAUUGCCUGAUGAAGACUGCACGUGCUGAGGGCUUCCUGGGCAUGUACCGAGGUGGGCUUCUGAAUAUCCCAGAGGAGUUCAGGCUCCUCUAUNGAGGACAGUGGGGCAGGCAAGUUCCAGGACAGCCAGGGACACAGCGGAACCUGAAGAUGGAGAUGCUGGCCGGGUGUGGGGCUGGAAUAUGCCAGGUGGUGAUUACCUGUCCCAUGGAAAUGCUCAAGAUUCAGCUGCAGGAUGCUGGCCGCUUAGCUGUCUGUCAUCAGGCUUCUGCCUCAGCCACGCCCACCUCCCGGCCCUACAGCACUGGCUCGACUUCCACCCACAGGCGCCCAUCGGCCACCCUCAUUGCCCGGGAGCUGCUCCGCACUCAGGGCCUCUCUGGUCUUUACAGGGGCCUGGGUGCUACGCUCCUCAGGGACAUUCCCUUCUCCAUCAUCUACUUCCCUUUGUUUGCAAACCUGAACCAACUCGGAGUCAGCGAGCUCACCGGCAAGGCCUCCUUCACACACUCCUUUGUGGCAGGCUGCACAGCAGGUUCUNUGGCGGCGGUAGCCGUCACCCCUCUGGAUGUUCUGAAGACUCGAAUCCAGACCCUCAAGAAAGGCCUGGGUGAGGACACCUACAGCGGAGUCACUGACUGUGCCAGGAAGCUCUGGACACAGGAGGGACCAGCAGCCUUCAUGAAAGGAGCAGGCUGCCGUGCCCUGGUCAUAGCCCCCCUCUUUGGGAUUGCCCAGGGCGUCUACUUCAUUGGCAUCGGAGAGCGCAUCUUGAAGUGCUUUGAGUAAUCUAAUGUGUCACUUCUUGCUGUCACCUCUGGCCCUAGGGAACUAGGUGGCACUGCUGGAAGUUUAAGAUGCUGGCUCUGACGUACAUGGUCUCUAACCUGUAGUGCUACCUCAGAAGAAAUGACCCAUUUUACUAAGCGAGUAGAGCCUUCAUCUCCUUUAUGAAAACUAAACUUUCUGAACCAGUGAUGUUUGGAAGUCCUAACCUCUUAUGUCUAACAACAGAACUGGCCUUAUGUACUAUGGCAGGACCGUGUGCAGUAUGACAGAAGGGCUCUUCCACACUAACAUCCCCACUGCAGGCAAGUGUGGUACAGAAUCGUCCUGUGAGGGUUUAGCGUCAAUCCUAGCCCUGCCGCCCUAACAGACCAGAAGUGCACCUGUGCCCUCCCGGGCAUCAGCAAUAGUCUGUGAGCCUGUAUGAGCACNCUGGCCACCUCAGCAGCGGUCCUGCCCCAGAUACCCACCCUGAAGUAUGGGCCCAGAUCCCUCCCAAUAGAUGCUUGUGGGACAUGAUCUGAAAUAAAGCUGGUUAAAUCCUUGUCCUGUAAUCAGCAUAGCAGAUGACUGUCAUUCUGCAUUGUCAAGCUGUGCCUUCUUGGGCCCCACAGCAGUUCAUUACUGCCUUCCAACUGCUGUUCUAGAGUGGAGAGUGGUUGGGGGG